AUGCAGGAUCGCCAAAAGAAUGCACCUCCUGAGGCACGGAAUGUAGUGAACUUCCUCCGCAACAAGGCGGGCAUGAAGACGCGGCCAGGCAUUGUGAAUGGCCAGCGUGCCGACUAUUUCAAGGGCAGCGCGGCCAUCAAGGCUGUGUUGUCGCCCGAGUAUGCCAAGCUGAAGAAUGUGCCGGCUGUGGCCAGCGAGGAAGAGGCAGAACGUAUGCUGCAUGGCCUACUACCAUACGCGUUCUACUUGAAGGUGGAGCGUGGCGCUGUGCCCGCAGCGAAGGACAAAGACCAGGCCGCUCGCCGCCCGUUGCAGGUGGUACAGAUGCAGAUGUUUGACCGUGAAGGCUACUUUGUAUGGCUCUUUGAAGGGUCGCAGCUCCUACAGAAGCUGGCGGGUCUGGGUCUGAUUGCGGUUUUGCUGGCGGCUGUCAUGUUCCCACUCUGGCCCAUGUUCCUCCGUCGCGGUGUGUACUACCUGAGUCUGGGCGUGCUGGGUCUCUUUGGUCUGCUGAUGGUGAUUGCUGUGAUCCGCCUGAUAUUCUGGGUGAUCACCAUUGUAGUGGCGCCGCCUGGCAUUUGGAUCUUCCCGAAUCUGUUUGCAGAUGUGGGUGUCGUCGAAUCGUUCAUUCCCCUGUGGGCAUGGGAUGUGCCGCCGCCCAAGAAAAAGCUCAAGCGCACGAAGAAGAAAGGCAAGAAGGCCGUAGUGGAUGGCGAUGCGCCUCAACCUGACGAGACGGCGGACGCCGACGUAGAGACGGCCACUGCGACGAGCACGGCCGUGGACCCCGCCGUAACGACCAAGGCGGCGAAUGCCGAGGACGCGGCGCCAGCGGCGGACGCCGAGGUAGCGGCCUCGGCUGCGUAUGAUGAUAUCAACUAG
This is a messenger RNA of Malassezia pachydermatis, 882 nucleotides long. RefSeq names its product translocation protein. The record is from RefSeq and is a predicted model, not a curated record. Lineage: Eukaryota; Fungi; Basidiomycota; Malasseziomycetes; Malasseziales; Malasseziaceae. The transcript has a single exon. Gene Ontology annotation, biological process: post-translational protein targeting to membrane, translocation. The coding region runs from base 1 to 882 and encodes 293 amino acids. Gene Ontology annotation, cellular component: endoplasmic reticulum membrane; endoplasmic reticulum.